AUGGCCGAGAAUUCCGCGAAUACUCCCAAAUUACGAAAUGCCCGUGCUUGUGAAGCUUGUCGCGCAAGCAAGAGCAAAUGUAUCUACAAAAGCCAAUUAGGUGUGUGCCAAAGGUGCGAAGCUAGUGGUGCGCAAUGCAUUGUCAGGGCGAAAGCCCGUCCGAUGAGAACAAGAACAGCACGCCCUGGAAGCUCCAGUACCAGCCAGAUACCAAUUUCAGCCCAUUCAGAAUUCUCCUUGAAUCUACCUACUGUGUCUCAACCUGAUGCACGCAAAGAAUUGGUGGCUCUGCAUGAUCACCACAAAGACUUCUUCGGUGAUGAAAUCCCAGAAGCAUUGAAAGAUCGUCAAUCCUCGGAAGAUUCCCAUCGGACGAGUCCGUCGCGGCAAUCGCUCAUCGAACAACGUAAAGUUACCCUUCUUGAUGCAGAGAAGUUACUUUCGUCGUACCGCCAUCGGGCAUCCUCUUUUCCAUUCGUGUACAUUCCGCCAUCAGAGACUGUGCCGUCACUUGCCAGAACCUCACCGUUCUUGCUUUUGGCGAUUUUGACCUCUGCAUCGAUUGAAGAUCUUCCACUUUAUCAUCAAAUGAAUCACGAAUUCAGGCGUGUUUUGAGCUCCAAAGUUAUCGUGGAAGGAAAGAAGAGUUUGGAUUAUUUGCAAGGACUGUUGGUCUAUUGCGCCUGGUAUCCGCAUCACGUCAAUCCGAAGAACAACCAGUCUUUCAUGUAUAUGAAUUUAUGCAUCAGUCUCAUUGCUGAUCUUGGACUGGAUCAAGAGAAGCCAAUAACUGUCAAUUUCAACGAAAUUGAUACUAGACGUCUGACGGAAGGUGAUGACUUCUCCAAAGCGGCGAAGAGAGCCUAUCUUGGCUGCUAUUAUCUGUCUUGCAGUCUAUCCCAAGGGUUUCAGAAACCAAACAAUCUGCAAUAUCAGUCCCUGAUGGAUGUUCACGGAGAAGUUUUGAUGCUUGACGAGCAUUCUCCCGAGAUCUACUCUCUGGUGAAGCUACAGAGAAUUGCAGAGAAGAUCAUGAUGUGGCAUUCCUCGAAACAGCCUGCUGGCGAUAGUCAGAUGGAUGCUCUGAAUGCCGAAGUCAACAUUCAGAUCUUUCUGAACGAAUUGAACGAGUGGCGACACUCUACAAACGAUGUGAUCAGGAAUCUAAUCAACAUCGGAAUAGCGGAAAGAUUUGCAGAAAUCACAGUCUACAGCUACCAACUCGGAUUCUUACGUCGUCCAUACCGCGAGCAUCUCGUCUCCACAGCAUUCGCCGAGCCCGCCAACCCAUCACACCUAAACGCCUGUCUGACAGCCUGCAAAACCUUCUUCGAAUACAUCCUGUCACUCCCCGAGUCCAGCUACCUAGACUUCACCGUCGUCGCCUGGGCACAAGUCGUACAAGCCAUCGUCGUAAUCUCAAGACUCACCUUCCUAAUGGCCGCAAACAUGGGCUGGGACGCCAACGCAACCCGAGCCAACAUCCCCUUCACCAUGUAUCUCGACGCUCUCUCCUACCGCUUCCAGCACCUCUCCUCGACACCCUCUGAGGGUACCGAUCCGCCCAAGAACCCAGACGUCCUCUACGUCUUCAAGAUGAUGCUCGGCAGCGUCAAGAAAUCCUACGAGCGCCGCCUUAAUAAAAUCCAGCCCGAGUUCUUCGUCGAUAACGCGAUGGGAGUCGCGAGGGGCCAUUGUCCAGUCCUGGAUCCGGGUCUGAGUAUCUAUUUCAGUACGCCUGAUUCGACGUAUGGCAGCUCGUUUGAUACGGGGAACUCGACGCCGAGUUUCUCGGCGAUAUGUACGCCGUUGUAUCACGAUCUCUGGGCUACGAUGACGGGGUCGUGGGCAGCGGAGUGA
Messenger RNA from Mollisia scopiformis, 1860 nucleotides. RefSeq lists its product as uncharacterized. The transcript has 4 exons. The record is from RefSeq and is a predicted model, not a curated record. Gene Ontology annotation, biological process: regulation of DNA-templated transcription. Bases 1 to 1860 code for a protein of 619 amino acids. Gene Ontology annotation, cellular component: nucleus. Gene Ontology annotation, molecular function: DNA-binding transcription factor activity, RNA polymerase II-specific; zinc ion binding; transcription cis-regulatory region binding. NCBI's taxonomy places the organism in Eukaryota, Fungi, Ascomycota, Leotiomycetes, Helotiales, Mollisiaceae.